Molecule: messenger RNA, 2234 nt
Organism: Sinocyclocheilus anshuiensis
Lineage: Eukaryota; Metazoa; Chordata; Actinopteri; Cypriniformes; Cyprinidae
Product: probable ATP-dependent RNA helicase DDX17
Exons: 13
Coding region: 310-2232 (640 amino acids)
Molecular function (GO): nucleic acid binding; ATP binding; RNA helicase activity
Source: RefSeq, a predicted model, not a curated record
CGGGGCGGGCUCAAUUGCCUAGUUGUAGGCGACAUUUUACUAAACCGAGAACGCACGAAGAUGUUGAUUUUCUAGCACAAAGCUGGCGUAUUUUUCGCGGGUUUGUUCGUAAAAGUCACGAUGUAAGGAUUUGCACGCAGAAUCUGCACCCUAACUUUGUCUAAAACACCCUCAUUCAACAUAUUACAUCUUCACCGAUUUCAGAAAUAGACAUUUCCACAAACCAGGAGGGACCAGCGUUACUUCGUUUCGUUCUGGAGGAAACAGUUUAUUCUGCUAGGGUUUUACUUUACAGCAAGGCAAAAGGAGAUGAGAGGAAGUUCAUAUGGAGACCGAGACAGAGAUCGAGGACGGGACAGGGGGCCUCGCUUUGGAUCCAGUCGAGUUGCCCCACCUCCACCCAAGAAGUUUGGGAAUCCAGGAGAUCGGCUGAGGAAGAAGAAAUGGGACAUGGACCAGCUACCCAAGUUUGAGAAGAACUUCUACAGUGAACACCCAGAGGUUCAUCACAUGAGUCAGUAUGAUGUUGAAGAAUAUUGCCGGAAGAAAGAGAUCACUGUCAGAGGCUCCGGCUGUCCAAAGCCUGUCACCAACUUCCAUCAAGCUCAAUUCCCUCAAUAUGUGAUGGAUGUGCUGCUGCAGCAGAACUUUAAGGAGCCCACUGCUAUCCAGGCUCAAGGUUUUCCUUUGGCUCUCAGUGGCAGGGACAUGGUGGGCAUUGCUCAGACCGGCUCCGGAAAAACACUGGCUUAUCUGCUGCCUGCCAUAGUGCAUAUUAACCAUCAGCCCUACCUGGAGAGAGGGGAUGGGCCCAUUUGUCUUGUGUUGGCACCGACGCGUGAAUUAGCCCAGCAGGUGCAGCAAGUGGCUUAUGACUAUGGCAAAUCAUCUCGGAUCAAGAGUACCUGUGUUUAUGGUGGAGCCCCUAAGGGUCCACAGAUCAGAGAUUUAGAAAGAGGUGUUGAAAUCUGCAUUGCCACACCUGGCCGUCUGAUCGAUUUCCUGGAGGCAGGAAAAACCAACCUGCGCCGUUGCACCUACCUAGUGCUGGAUGAGGCUGAUCGUAUGUUGGACAUGGGAUUUGAACCCCAAAUCCGCAAAAUUGUUGACCAAAUUAGAUGCACACACCUCCGUGACUAUGUCCAAAUCAAUAUAGGAGCUCUAGAACUGAGCGCAAACCACAACAUCCUGCAGAUAGUGGACGUCUGCAUGGAGAAUGAAAAAGACACCAAGCUGAUUCAGCUGAUGGAGGAAAUCAUGGCUGAAAAGGAGAACAAAACAAUCAUCUUUGUCGAGACAAAGAAACGUUGUGAUGAACUUACUCAGAGGAUGCGAAGAGAUGGGUGGCCUGCAAUGUGUAUUCAUGGUGACAAGAGCCAACCAGAGAGGGACUGGGUACUAUCAGAGUUCCGCAGUGGAAAAGCUCCAAUUUUGAUUGCUACUGACGUUGCCUCACGGGGUCUGGAUGUGGAGGAUGUUAAAUUUGUCAUCAACUAUGACUAUCCAAACUCUUCUGAGGAUUAUGUUCAUCGCAUUGGGCGCACAGCCCGCAGCACCAACAAAGGUACAGCCUAUACCUUCUUCACACCUGGUAACCUUCGGCAGGCUCGUGAUCUGGUCCGGGUUCUUGAGGAGGCUAGACAGGCCAUCAACCCCAAACUACUGCAGCUGGUGAACACAGGUCGUGGGGGAGGGGGAGGUGGAAGGAUGCGUUAUCGUGGCAGCAACUCAACCUCAAAUAACCCCAACCUGAUGUACCAGGAUGAAUGUGAUCGCCACAUGCGCUCUGUAACCGGAAGUAACAAAGGCAGCCGCAGCAACAACUUGAGCCGUGAUGGAAGGUCAGGUGGGAGCAGCCGUGACGACCGUAUGUCCUCUUCUUCUUACAGAGACCGCAGCAGGGAUGGACGAAACAACUACAACUCGGGACCCUCCUACAACAGUGGAGGAGGUGACCAAUUCCAGAGCUGUGGGGGCGGAGGAGGGGGGCAGUAUGGCUCCAGAGGGGGAGGCUCACAUCCAGGUGGGGGUGCAGGAGGGCAAGAUCAGGCUGGACCUCCCCAAGGUCUGUUUGGAGCACCUCCACCAACUCCUCAGCCUGGGCCAGGUCCGCAACCACUCAUGGCACAGCAGUUCCCUCCUCCACCACAGCCUAUCAUGGGGUUCAUGGGUUCUGGGCCAUACCCAUUUGCCUCACCACCACCACCCCUUCCUCCCCCUCCUAGAAAGUAGCA